Lingula anatina is the source of this 3716-nucleotide messenger RNA. Its product is annotated as ARF GTPase-activating protein GIT2. NCBI's taxonomy places the organism in Eukaryota, Metazoa, Brachiopoda, Lingulata, Lingulida, Lingulidae. Gene Ontology annotation, molecular function: GTPase activator activity; small GTPase binding. Gene Ontology annotation, biological process: regulation of ARF protein signal transduction; synaptic vesicle recycling; brain development. The record is from RefSeq and is a predicted model, not a curated record. Gene Ontology annotation, cellular component: synapse.
AUACCCGUACAACGGGAAAACUUCCGCAUCCACCAUCUUUAUUGUCACUGCAGGGUCUGACACCCAUUUGGAAUUCGGCACUAUCAUUCCACCCCUGUAUGUCAGCGCAACAGUGCUUUCAUGUCCCGGGGAAAGGGUAGAACUCCGAGCGAGAUCUGCUCCGAUUGCGGAGCCCCAGAUCCCAGCUGGGCCUCUGUGAACCGUGGGGUGUUGAUGUGUGAUGAGUGCUGCAGCAUCCACAGAAGUCUGGGAAGACACAUAUCACAUGUCAAGUCACUCAAGAAGGGAAACUGGCAUCCUACUCUUUUGCAGAUGGUUCAUCAGUUAGUGAGUCAGAGUACCAACAGUAUUUGGGAGCACACACUCUUGGAUCCAACACAGAACAAACAAGGCCGGAGGAAACCCAACCCCAGAGAUCAGCUACAUCCAAUGAAAGCAGAUUUCAUCAGAGCCAAGUACCAGUUCUUAGCAUUUGCUCAAAAACCCAAAGAUGAGGAAAAUCAAUCAGUAGAAGAUCUUAGCAAGCAACUCCAUUCCUGUGUGAGAACGGGCAAUCUUGAGACAACGCUGAGGUUACUGUCAUUUGGAGCUAAUCCAAACUACUUUCAUCAGGAGCGUGGUAAUUGUCCCAUUCAUGUGGCUGCCCAGUCAGGCCAGGCAACUCAGGUGGAACUAGUGGUCAUCUAUGGUGCUGAUCCAGGAGCAGUGGACAGUGGUGGAAAAACAGCUGCAGAUUAUGCAAAGGCUGAGGGCUACACGGAUUUAUCAAAUCGAAUAGUGGAACUUCAGUAUGAACUUACAGACAGAUUAGCUUAUUAUUUAUGUGGUAGAAAACCAGAUCAUAAAAUGGGACAGCAUUUUAUUAUACCAGAAAUGGCUGACAGUAGUUUAGAUUUAUCAGAAUUAGCCAAAGCAGCCAAGAAACAAUUACAAGGCUUACCUAACCAUUUGUUUGAAGAAUUGGCCAUGGAUGUAUAUGAUGAAGUGGACAGAAGAGAGAAUGAUAAAAUAUGGUUGGGCUCACAGAACCACAAUGCUCUGGUCAGUGAUAGACAAGCAGUUCCCUUCUUGCCAGUAAAUCCAGAAUUUUCUUCAACGAGAAAUCAGGGUCGGCAGAAGCUAGCCAGGUUUAAUGCUAGAGAGUUUGCAACAUUAAUCAUAGAUGUCUUGAGUGAUGCCAAAAGGCGGCAGCAAGGAAUAACUAGUCCUGUACAUACACCACGUGAUAGAGAACAAGUAAGUCUCGCCAACAGUAGCACAAAAGAAAGUCGUGGUGUGCCCAAAACUAGCAGCUUUAGUGAUGAUGAGCCUGUCUAUGAUAGCGUGGCAUCAGAUGAAGACUACAGCAGCAUAGGAGGGGAUGUGGCCAGUCUCAAGGAUUCUGACAUACAGAACACACAGAAAAAAGAAGGUGUAUUGGAGGAUGCGUGCCGCAGUUCAGGCAGCCCAACUUCUAUGAUAUCUUUCACGGAGUCUGGACAGGAAACAGUUAGCAUGGCCUCCUCAGACCAGUCCGAUGGCCCCAUUACCUCCCAAGACUACCAUGAUCUGAAGCGGGCACUAGCACAGUCUGAUUCUGUGGUCCAUCAACUUAUGGCUAAAAAUGCACAACUAGUGGAGGAGGUGAAAAGGCUUCAUAGUGCAGUACAAAGAUUAACACAAGAGAAUGCAACAUUACAAGGUCAGCAUGCCAUUGGGAGCUCGCAUGCUGUGGGAAGUGCACACAUACUGAGUAGUCCACAUGCGAGUGCUAGUGUACCGUCGUUAUCCAAUGGUUACGAUAAUGUAUCAUCCUUAAAACAACAGCAACAAUUACCCAGCACACAACCAUCACCUACACAACCUGAGUUUGAUACAGCUGUGCCCAGACGCCACAUAGGGCAGUUGUCUAGACCGCAAUCAAUGUUUGAGCCAAGAAAUCACCAUAGGCUACCCUGGCAGAAAACUUAUACUCCUUUUAGAGAUGACAAUGCAAUAGGAACAGGUUCACAUAGGAUAUCAGAAGAAUAUUCUCUGGAUGAACGGGAAUCUCCUCCAAGACAAUUCUCUAGGGAAGGCAAUGCAUCAGAUUCAGAUUAUGAUAAUGCUAAUAAGGAAACUGAAGAUAGGCAAAGAGAGUCCACUCUCACCCCAUCUCCAGAUGAAGCUGAGGGGGCAGUUGGACCUUGCACACAAGAUGGCUACGAGAUGCAGGAAGGUCUGCCCACACAAGAACAAGUAGUGAAAAAAACUGAGAUUAUUACAAAGAAAAUCCAAGAGUUGCUAAAGAAUGCACAAGAGGGAAACCAUGAAAGUUAUAGUCCCUGUGCUGACAAGAUUCUCUCAGCUGUCAGUGAAAUGACUGCAAUUUUUCCUCAAAAUGUCAAUUCUGACUGUAUUGGACAGGCUUUACAGCAGCUGGGAGGAGGAGCAGAUAGACUGUGCCAUGAAUGUAAAAGUCUGCCAAUCAAAGGGGAGGAUGGACAAUUAGACUAUGCAUCCAAAACCCCUCAAGUCAUACAGUGUGCAUUUGAUAUUGCCAAAGCAGCGAAACAACUAGUCACACUGUUUGAGAGGGCGUAAUGUAUGUUAUGUACUGUCUGUAAUGUCAUAUUAGUCUCAGAGUGCAAUGAAUUUAUCAAAAGUAGUCUCCAUUUCUGUUUAUCAGGAGUACAAAAAUAACUUUUUUGUGAUGAAUGAUAGCCACACCAGUAUAAUAGGAAUGAAUGUUAUCUUUGGUAGUAAAAACUAAAACUAUUUUACAACUUCUAAUUACAAUAGUUUUUUGAGAUGGACUUAUAAGUUGCAAUGUCCUGUAACCACAUAUCUGCAGUUGUUUGGAUUAUUUGCAGGUACAUAAAUCCUGUGUUAUGAUUUAUCCAAAUUUCUGUUUUGGAAUAGUUCUGAAGGUAUACAAAUGAUAAAGUUACGGCAGAUUAUUUUCUUCAGUUUUGAAUACUAGGUAGUGAGAAGGCUUUUCCUCCUGCUUUUUGUUAACAUUCAUAUUUUUUGUUAAUAUCUAUUUCUUUUUUUAAGGGGGCUCAGAUUUAAGGGGGUUGCAAAUUGCUUAUGUUAUUUAUGCUUCUUUGUUUUUGAACAACGAGUAUUGUUUAAUGCUGUGACCAUGCUUUGUAAUAAGCAUAACACUUAAAAAGAAUAAUUUGGCAAAUAUAGUAUUAAUGAGUGCACCUUAGUAUUGGUGCUCGCCUCUGAAUCUGUUCCACAGUGUUUCCUGGGCUAAAGAAGAUGUCCAGCAUACAGUAUAUUACAUUUGUUUUUGAGGAUCUCCUUUGGCUUUGUCAGCUACAUAAUAUUUUAGUCUGUAUUUGUAUCGAGAUGUAACUACACAUUGUCCUGUUCCUGUGGUUAAAUCUCACUGUGUGAGGUGCCAUACUCAUGAAGACUGCUUGACAAUGUUAUGAUUGUGUUAGUGCAUGGCCCACCAUGAAGAAUGGAUAUUGGUAUUUAGAAAAACAAUCAGACAUUACAAUGUUGAGCUAUGUCGAAUCUCUGGACCCGUUUUCCAGGGACCUUAAUGCACUAUUUAUUAUUAUUAUUAUUAUUAUAAGUACGUAUUUGUAGUCGACAUUUUUGUACAUAUGUAAAUGCUACUGCUACAACUGACAGUAACACUCUUUGUAUUGUAUGUAUUUAAAUGUGUAAGUAGAUAUGUAAUCCAUACUAUCCAUUGCAAUUGUAUGAUUGUGAACAUUAAAGUAAAAUAAGUUUCAAAAUUA